Messenger RNA from Panonychus citri (citrus red mite), 1070 nucleotides. Its product is annotated as trypsin-1-like. Gene Ontology annotation, biological process: proteolysis. NCBI's taxonomy places the organism in Eukaryota, Metazoa, Arthropoda, Arachnida, Trombidiformes, Tetranychidae. Gene Ontology annotation, molecular function: serine-type endopeptidase activity. Bases 72 to 959 code for a protein of 295 amino acids. The transcript is spliced from 4 exons. The record is from RefSeq and is a predicted model, not a curated record.
UAGCGAAAUCAGAGUCAUUCGUUAAUUAGAUUAAGUUUCUAUCUUCUGAUUAAUUCAAUUCUAUCGUAAUCAUGAGAGUCUUUCUCUUAGCCUGUGUUUUCCUCGUCGCCGCUGUUAACUUCUCACUCGCUUGCGAGUGUGGUAUGGAAGGUUCAGCUGGUCGAAUCUACAAAGGAAGUAAAGUUCGAGCCCACAAAUAUCCUUGGUUAGCUCACAUUCGAUCAUACCCUAACCGAGACUCUUUAGGAUACGCUCAAUGUGGUGGUUCUUUGAUCGAUGAACAACACAUCGCCACUGCCGCUCAUUGUGUUGUCGACGAUGAUGGUUCAACUUCCGAUCCUUCAAAUAUUGAUGUUUUCCUUGGUAAAGUUAUGGCUUUCUCAGAAGAAAAUGCCGCUAUUUCCGUCUCAGAAAUCUGGGUUGACCCUGAAUACAAUCAAAAAAGAUUUGACAACGAUUUCGCCAUCUUGACCCUUUCCAAGCCUGUUAAAUUCACUCAACAAAUUUCUCCAGUCUGUUUACCAAAGAGCGAAGCUGGUUUAUCCAAUCUCACCGUCGCCGGAUGGGGAACCACUUCCGCUAACUCUGAUUCAAGUGACGAUCUCUUGGAAGUCGAUGUUUCCUACUUGACCCAUGACCAAUGUGUCGACAUUAAGACCGAUUUCUUCUUCAAACAAUAUGAUAUUCCUCUAUCAAUGAAGGGAGAAGUUGGACUUCAAACAAUCCCUGAGACCCACAUGUGUGCCAUCAACAAACAAACCAAGGGUGACGCUUGUUCUGGCGAUUCUGGUGGACCACUCAUGCACAAGAGUAACGGUUUAUAUCACCUCAUGGGUGUUGUUUCUGGUUCAUGGACUGAAUGUGGUGAAAGUGCCGAUACCGCUGGUCUUUACACUCGAACCCUUUACUACCAAGACACCAUCAAGAGCAUCGCUCCAAACGCUUGCUGGAAGGACUAAGGGAUUAAAUCUAUUCCGAAUAUUAAUAUUUAUGUUUCUAAUUAGAUUGCAUUAAAAAAGUUAAUCAUCUUGUAUGAUUAAAAAAUAAAAAUUUCCAGUAGAUCUCGAGAA